AUGGCCACUGACAUCAGUCCCCGCAACCCCGACCAAGAACAAAGAAACUGCAAUCCCGGCUGGGCCCACUUACCGUGCUGGAGCCGCGCCUCCACCGGCCCGCGGCGUCACGGUCGGAGGGGACUGGGCGUGGCGGGGGCGUCCGGACCAGUCUCCGAGCUCAGAGACCUGCCGCCUCAGCGGUGCCCCCAGACCGGCAUCCGACCCUUCCCACCCCCCGCCACCAGCGCUUUGGCCUCACAGCCCCGGCUUCAUCCCGCUGCCCGCGCGCCCACCCUCCUGCUGGGGCGCUGCGCCGGACCCUCUAGCCCAGGCAGACUGCGGGCUCCACCGCCGCUGCCGCCGCCGCCGCCGCUGCGGAUGAAAAAGCAAACCCCUUGUUUUUGUUUUGAGUUUCCGACGCCCCCAAGGGGGCGGGGCACGUGA
This is a messenger RNA of Rangifer tarandus platyrhynchus (Svalbard reindeer), 426 nucleotides long. Lineage: Eukaryota; Metazoa; Chordata; Mammalia; Artiodactyla; Cervidae. The record is from the annotation of a GenBank genome assembly.